This is a messenger RNA of Topomyia yanbarensis, 1216 nucleotides long. Its product is annotated as cell division cycle protein 123 homolog. NCBI's taxonomy places the organism in Eukaryota, Metazoa, Arthropoda, Insecta, Diptera, Culicidae. Gene Ontology annotation, cellular component: cytoplasm. The transcript is spliced from 2 exons. The record is from RefSeq and is a predicted model, not a curated record. Bases 118 to 1158 code for a protein of 346 amino acids.
CAUAAACAAUAAUAUAAAUUCCUUCGCGUUCGCACAAUAAUUUGCAAAAAGUAUUCGAAUUUCGUCAGCAAAUUUCAAAUAUUGAUAGUUUAUUUAAUUUUCGUGAUUCGGCUCAACAUGCUACUUCGAAACAUUGAGUUAGAAAAGACAGCCUGUAUGCUGGUCAACUGGUACGAGCAGUUUGAGAAGAAUACCAUCAAAGCCCAAAUCAUUCCGAUUCCGGUCGAUGUCCUGAAGUAUCUCAGACAGGACAUGGUAAUUCUGCCAAAGGAGUGCGCUAAUCUACCUUCACCGGAAAUAGCCAGAACAAAGCAUUUCAAUUCGUACAACGACCAGUUCAGCGAUGAUGAAGAAGAUGGUGAUGCACUGCCAGAGUUCCCGGUGUUUAGUGGGAAAAUAACGGAGGCUAUCGAAAAAUUAGGCGGUUCGGCUUUUUUGAAGAGCGAUUGGCACUGCCCAAAAGAUGCCCAAUGGAUUACGUUGGGACAGACACUUUGCGUUAAAGAUAUUACCGAUGUGUACCAGCUGUUAAAAGCGUCUAGCUUUUGUAAGGAAGAUUUCGCUGAAAGACCACCCAGUAUGAGUGGGUAUCAUGUUGUAUUGAAAAAGUGGCGUGAUAUUCACCCGGGAUCGGAGUUUAGAUGCUUCGUUAAAAACAAAUCAUUGAUGGCCAUUUCACCAAGGCAUUGGCCAUCGUACCAUGAACAUAUUGCGGCAGAACGAAGCGAUAUCGUUUGUGACAUUGUUUCACUGUUCAAGGAAAAAAUUAAACAUCGGUUCCCCUUGAACGACUAUGUAUUUGACGUAUAUCGUCCCGCCAAAGACCACGUGGUUAUCAUGGAUUUUUCACCUUACGGGAAAGGUCAUUCGGAGAGUUUGGCGUUUGAUUAUGACCAGCUGGAUGCCGACGCCCUGGCAGCUACAAUCGAGGAAGAAGACGAUCCAGAAUUCCGCUAUUUACCCGAGGAUUGUGGAAUUCAGCCUAAUAGAAGGAAUAAUUACGGUUUUCCGCAGGAUGUUAUUGAUAUGUUCCAAACUGCGAAUGGAGCUUCGACAUCUUCCACUGGAAGCGGUGAAGAGGAAAAUGAUUUGAUCCACCGGUUGAUAGAUGAGUGGCAUUUACAAACAAAAGACGAUGGAAGUAAUGAUGAUGAGUAGAGUGUAAGUUGAAGAAAUAUCAAAUAAACUAUAAAAAUACGAUUAAAAAUAAAAAUAA